GGUCCCCGCUGUCCCCCGCGGUUCCGGCGAGGCCGCGCCGCGCUGCGCUCCGCUCCCAUUGGCUGCGCGCGCCUUUGUGUGGCGGCAGCUGCGGCCCCAGCGCCUUUGAAUGUCGAGAGGGGCCGGGAAGGGAGCCUUUCCAUGGGCCAUCUGUCUCCCCGCCAGCCGCCGCCCCGCCGCCUGCGCCCCGCGCUCCGCCUCCCGCCCCGGCGGCUCCCGCAGCCCCAUCGCCCGCGCCCCGGAGCCGCGCCACAAAGGGCCCGCGCGCAGCCGCUACCGCCGCCGCGGCGCGAGAAGCCAGGAUGGUCCUGGUCCACGUCGGCUAUCUCGUGCUUCCAGUGUUUGGCUCUGUGCGAAACAGAGGUGCCCCCUUUCAAAGGUCUCAGCAUCCUCACGCUACCUCCUGCCGCCACUUCCACCUGGGCCCCCCGCAGCCGCAGCAGCUAGCCCCGGACUUCCCGCUGGCACACCCCGUGCAGUCGCAGCCGGGCCUCAGCGCCCACAUGGCCCCGGCCCACCAGCACAGCGGAGCGCUGCACCAGUCGCUCACCCCGCUGCCCACCCUGCAGUUCCAGGACGUCACUGGUCCCUCCUUCCUACCUCAGGCCCUGCACCAGCAAUACCUGCUGCAGCAGCAGCUCCUGGAAGCUCAGCACCGCAGGCUCGUCUCGCAUCCCAGGCGGAGUCAGGAUCGAGUGUCUGUCCACCCCCACCGCCUCCACCCCAGCUUUGACUUUGGCCACCAACUGCAGACACCUCAGCCCCGGUAUCUGGCUGAGGGCACUGACUGGGAUCUCAGCGUGGAUGCCGGCUUGAGUCCUGCUCAGUUCCAGGUGCGGCCCAUCCCUCAGCACUAUCAGCACUACCUGGCAACUCCUCGAAUGCACCACUUCCCCCGAAACUCUUCCUCCACACAGAUGGUUGUCCAUGAAAUUCGGAACUACCCUUAUCCGCAGCUUCACUUCCUUGCUCUCCAGGGACUGAAUCCGAGUCGACACACCUCUGCUGUUAGGGAGAGCUACGAGGAGCUGCUGCAGCUCGAGGACAGGCUGGGAAACGUGACUCGGGGAGCCGUACAGAACACCAUUGAGAGGUUCACCUUCCCCCACAAGUACAAGAAGCGAAGACCCCAGGACAGCAAGGGCAAGAAAGAUGAAGGGGAAGAGUCAGACACCGAUGAGAAAUGCACAAUUUGUCUGUCUAUGUUGGAGGAUGGAGAAGAUGUGAGACGCCUACCUUGUAUGCAUCUCUUCCACCAACUGUGUGUGGACCAAUGGCUCGCCAUGAGCAAGAAAUGCCCCAUCUGCCGAGUGGACAUUGAGACACAGCUGGGAGCCGACAGCUGAGGGAGGAAGCUAGCCAGUGAAUGCCCCGUUUCCUUCACCAGGUCCCUCCCCACGGCCAUAGCCCUUGCAGCCAAACUUUGCCUUCUGAGCCAUUUGACGUAGAGAAGACGCCUGCAAGCACAUUUUGUGGAAAGAGGAGUUGGUAUCAGUGUCUGAGGGAGAGGAGGGGUGGGAAGGACCCACCCAUCCAGAAUGGUGACUGCCUCAUCGCCUUGCUGUGCAGGGGGGGAGGGAGCUGGCCAUGCCCAAAGCAGGGGCGGGAAGGGGGGGCCCAGCUGCUGAGAACUAGAUGUGAUUUCGAGGGUACUAGUUGGUGAUCGGCCCCUCAAUCCUGUCCUUUGAAGGAUUGUGUAUAUACCUCUUGACCACGUAGAAACCAUGUAGGGGUCUCUAGCUAUUCUGUGGAUGGCAGCCGGAGCAUGUUAGCUUAAGAAAAAUGUCGUGUGUGGUGCUGUAGUCAUCUGUGGUGGACAUGUCGCUAUUACUGAACUUGCACCAAAUAUUUCUCAUUGAGUUUCUUGUUUUGGUGCCUGACCGAACCAACCAACCAACGACAGCCCCAAUCUUCCCGUCUUUAUGAGCAAAAAGAAAAAAAAGGAAUCAAAGGUGAAAAAAAAAAAGCCAAAUCCUGUUUACGGUGAAAAAGGAUGAUAAUUUUUCACCCAGGUUGGGAGGCGGGAGGGGGGUUCUCGUUUUUUUGCUUUUUAUUUCCUUGGGCUUUGUUUUUCUCAUGUUUACAGUGCACGGAGUGUGGGAGGGGCAUCUGAGAAGGGGGUGGGGCUUAAAAGGAACAAAUGGGGUCUCACUGGGUUUCUGAGGCUUUUAGACAAGGUGAAGAGGGCAGAGCCCUUAGCCCGUGAAGGGGGUCCAUUGCAAAGUGGGCUCCCCAGUCCUAGAGCCCAUUGCUUGGCACCAGCUGUCUCCCUAGGUUCCACACUGAACCAGGGAAGACAGCCUCCAGCUACAGCUACCCCAUGUUCCUGGGAGCCAGCAAUCCCCUGCUCAUGCCAAUUCCUAACUUUAUCCUGAGCUCUCAUCUUGCCACAAAGAGGCAAUGUAGCCACUGCCUCCCUAUGCAAACAAUUAACCAGAUGAUACAGAUGAAAUAGCAUCGGCAGUGUACAUACACUUAGCCUUGGCCAAAGUGCUCUGAACUAGCACUCAGGGCUGAGGUCGAGUCCAUACCUUGGGAGUAACUUGAGCGUCCUCCAGGAUCCUGCCUGAUCAGCCCCUCAGAGAUGGCCCUUGCUGUGAUAUGAGACUACUUGGCAGGGCUGGGAGGCCAGUGUCCCUAGCUCUUUGAUCUUCUGAUUCUUCUGGGAAAGUCCUUUCUCUGUGCCUCAGUUCCAGUGGGGAGAGACAACAGUGUGUCCCCGUGUCCCACAUUCCUUCUACUUCACCCAGAUCUGAGAAUUAACACCAUCCAGCCCACUGUGUGCUCUCUACCAUCUCAUGGGAGCCUCUGAGGGUUUAGUGACUGGAGUGGAAAAUGAGAUGGAAAGUAUUAGCGACACCACGUUACAACAUGCUUUCUGUACCACUCUGCAAUUUUUCAGAGAGAUGAGAGGACAGAAUAUUGGAGGUGGGGAAGAAAUCUGCCAAAUUCUAAUCCAAGUGUAGCUCUUAAUCAUACGCAGAAAAUGUCAGGUCACCUGGAAGUCUGUAACCUUCUUUUGCCCUGAUCCUCCUCAUCCCUCGUUUGCCCUGUUCUCAGAAUCUCAGAAUCUAUCCCAAUCUCAGCCCCUAGCCAGUCUCAGUGCCCUCAUAUCAAGGAACUAGGGUGCUGAUAGGAUAAAGGAAGAAACUUCACGAGGAUGAAUCAGGACCAAAAUUGACAGGGGACAAUUGGAUUUGAGAGAGUUCCUUCUAGCACAACAGACACCAUCAUGAAAGAAUGGCGGCCUAUCCACUAUCCAGAUGAAAGCUACUCCCGGGACCCAUCUUUUGGUGUCUCCUAAAAUCUCUGCUGAAUGUCUACUGGUGCAAGCGUUGAGGAAGAUGAUGGCUAAGGUGAUGUCUUUGCCUGGUGGAAUUAUGAGAUGAUGGGUGGAACAGCACACACUCAACGGUGCUUAGGGUGAGCAGUCCAACAGUGAAGGCCAAUCCUGUUGAGUGUGGCCUUUUCCAAUUCUGGUUGCACCAAGGAUGUCUCCAGUGAAAAGGCAGGAUUCCCACCAGGUGGAGCAAGAAUGUUUGCGUCAGGAUGUCAGGGAGCUGCUGACCAAAAGCCACCAGAACUUGUGAAUUCUCUCCUGCUCCUCCCCUAUGGCUGUGUCAAAACCAAGAUUUCAUCAGAAGAUGGCUUGGCUCAGAGGUGAUUGGGUGGUCUAGGCAGGUCACUGCUCUCUGAGGCUGUUCCCUCUCUGCUCUUGCCUUUAAAGCUGUCCUGCAUGGGAUGGCAGGGACCCAGGAGAGAACUGGAACUAGUGAUCCUGGUUCUAGUCCUGGCUCUUCACUGGCAAACUGGGAGAUGCUGGACCCUCCACUCACAACCCUUUCCGUGCUGGGCCUCAGCUUCCUUAGCUGUGACACAAGGAGAUUGGAUUGGAUGCUCGCUAAAUUUCUCCCAAUACACACAUCCUGUGACUCUAAUAUCAACACAUCCUUCAAGUUGUAGAGCUGUGUGCUGCCCAUACUGCUGAGAGGCCUUCUGUGCCCACACAUACCUGCUUCAGAGUCUGAGGCAUGCAGGCUGAGUGAGAGGGUAGGAUGCUUUCUCCUUGCUCCCAUUUAUACAGGCUCUUUGAAUGCCCCAGGCUAACAUUAGGACCUGGGCAGGGAAGGGGUUGAUCCUGCCACUCCAUCCCCUUCCCACCACCUACCUGGGGUCCUUAUGCCCUGAAGGUGGGUGCGGGAGUAGCACUUAGACCCUCCCAGUUCCCGUUUUGGGACCGCUGAUUGGGUGGAGGAAAGCCAAUGCCUCUGCUCCGGGUCCCCAGACUGGCCAGGGAGCCAGAGGAAGAGUGCAGAGGAGGCAGGGCCAGGCCUCAUCAUCUCACAUCUCCAUCUCCAGGAGAGAGGCAUCCGUUGUUCUCCUGCUCAACUCAAGGGACUCAGACCCUUUUCUGACUGAGACGCAUGAGUGCCUUUGACAGCGGCCCCGGGUUCAAGUUGGGCCUCCUAACCGCAGCCAUGGCGCAGCAGGUCCACCUGGGACACCAAUCAACCCAAUGCCACGAAUCUAGCUGGACACAGGCAGAGGGCAGCAAGGGCUGCACAUUCCUCCACCUGGCCAGGCCCCCAGGUCCCCCAAGUACCCUCGCCACCACCUGUGACAGGCCACAAGCUCCUCUCUGCAAAGGCCCCCAGCCUCCGUGCAAGCAUUCUUACUUAACUCUUACGCCUACUGAACAAGCACAGUUUUUUCAAUGGUGAAGAAAAAGCACCAGACUUUUUCUUUUUCUUUUUCCUGAAGAAAUCCCCCCCGAGCCGCCCCGCCUGCGGGACAAACAUUCCCCAUGUGGGGCUGUAGCAACGUCUGUCAGGUCCCCUGUGUUUCAUCUCCUGCGCGCGCGUAGAGCAAAUGCUAGAGCGAUUUCAGCUGAUAGAAAAAAAAAAAAAGAAAAAAAAAACACAAAAAAUAAAAAACAUGGCACGUUGCUAGUUUACAGGGUUUUGUGAGUUUAAAUGCCUUAUAUUUAACAAUCAUAAUUUAUGACUAACUUGUAGAUAUUGUGGGUUCUUAUUUAAUUAUUUUUAUAGUUGUUUUGCAUUUUUAAUUAUAAUUUAUUUAUUUAGAAAGGAUACUAAUGUUUUUUAUUGCUCCUAUUACCUCAUUUUGGCGUCGUUUCUGGGAGUGGAAUGCUUUGCAUGCAUUGGUACGAUGACAACUGCGAAAACAAACAAACAAACAAACAAACAAAAAACCCAUUUUAAAUAAAAGUCUGCGAACUUUAUUUCGUCCAAACUAUCAGGGUGUGUGAUUGCAAGCUGUCCUACUGUGGUGCUGGCCUCUUUGGAUACAUUCCAUACGAAAUGCAAACCUUUGAUUCUGUAUGCUGUGAUCUAGUGAAAAGCUCCAAUAUAGUGACUGUAUUUAGCACAUAUAUAAAUAUAAUUUGCACUUGUCAGCAGGCUGGGGUAGUCCUUUCACUUGCCACCCUUGGUCCCUUCCCCCAGCCCUCUUUCUCACCUCAAGCCUGCUUUCUGUCUUCCCUCCCCCUUCCUACCUCCUCAAGUCCCAUCCUCCAUCCCCUGAGGAUAGUCUCAGGGCACAGGAGGUCACUGGCUAUACCUAGGCUGGCUCCCACUCACUAGGGUUCCAGAAUUGGGGUCCUUCAGUCACAGCGGGCAUGGUCUUCUGAAAGACAAAGAGCUUGUUUUAUUAGGUGGAGGCCCGAAGGCUUUGGUUUUCAGACCAGAUCCACAGCAUGCUCCCUGUGCUCCCUGGUCUCCACAAGUCAGUUUUCUGUUCCUAGAGAGGGAGACAAGAUGGGUGAUCUCUUGGGUCCUUCAAUUCAGAAAGAAUAUGAUACAGUCCCCGGAGAGGCCACAAGGAUGGGUCUCUCAUCCUCUUGGGAGAGAUGAAAGAGGAAAGGACGGAGGGAAGGCAAGGAGAGGAAUGGAGAACAGAGAGACCCAGUUAAGAAUUACCUUGGGCAUCUGGUCAAAGAAGCCAUCCACGGGGUCCUCUUAAAUACUGCACCCUGCAGAUGGCAAGGAGGCCAGUUAGGCUGAUACAUCCUUGGGUAUGAGACAUGGACGUUUGCAAGGCUAGGGUUUCAUUCCAAGCCUGAGCUGAGACCCAUGUCCUAUUACCAGAGAGAACUAGCUGGUAGAAUAGAAGACCCAGAUUAUGGUGUUUGGGAAUCUGCCAGUCUUGUUUGAAGCCUUUGCGGUUGGGACAUCACUCUUUGACAAGAACUUGGGAUACAGAGUUGUAUCAUGCCUUCUCCCUGUCGUUCCCGCCUUUGCCUGUGUUCCACAGAGUCUGCAGUUGGAAAGGCCUGCUGUGGAGUUAGAGGGUUCUAGCUCCUGCCUCACUAAUCUGUGUAACGGUGAUGGUGAGGAAGCCUUGAGGAAGAGGGCCCUGGAUUAAGCCUGUGAGUGGGUUGGAACCCUGGCGUGCUGACCCUCCUCUUUCCCUCUUCUCCUAACUCCCCUCCCUCCUUCUUGGCUCUUGACAUCACUGCCUUUGCCUGGUGGGUAGCUCCACCCUCCACAGGAGGCCCGUGGGUUUGCAUAGUUCUGGCAUGGAUGAGGAAAUAAAGACCUGGGGUUGCCACUCUACCUACUUGUGUGGCUAGACCAGAUGUGGUCCUCAGCCCCACCCCUGUGAUGGGGCUUCUUGCUUGCUGCUGCCCAGCUUCUCUUCUGCCUCUACCCCGGAGCCUUGCUUUCCUUGGAGACGGCCUGUGGAGUCACCCACCAUGCCGGGGGAGCACACUCACCACACUGCCAGGCCUGGCAGACACUGCCCCCCACGGGGCUCCGCAUGGGCAUGCUGUGCUGCCAUGUGGGGCCAGAGUAGGACAGGCCCCCAUGCUCUGGCUGGCUAUGACCCACCCUUGAGCCUCCCCACUCUGGGAUGAGGUCUCCCCCCCUCAGCUGUGGAGAGGACCACACCAGGCUCUCCAAGGGGUCAUUUGUUGCCCCUGGUAAGUGAAAGGAUUAUCCCCAGUGUUGAUUGUCCUUUUUUUGUAAUCCUCCUGCUGUUCUGUUCUGUUGUGCUGUGCGACAUUUUGCUACAUAGACUAUUUUAUAGCAGAAAGCUAGAAAAAUAUUUAUUAUGACUAUUAAAGCAAUAGUGCAUCAAUGAACAGGCGGAGACAUUAGGAAUUGUGUAAAUGCUUAGAUUCACUUUGGGUGGAUUUUUUUGUACUUUAUUUAUAACUAAUAAAAAUGAACUGCAUUGCUAACUACA
Messenger RNA from Mesocricetus auratus (golden hamster), 7209 nucleotides. It is a transcript of the gene Ark2c, whose product is annotated as ring finger protein 165. NCBI's taxonomy places the organism in Eukaryota, Metazoa, Chordata, Mammalia, Rodentia, Cricetidae. Gene Ontology annotation, biological process: positive regulation of BMP signaling pathway; motor neuron axon guidance. The coding region runs from base 303 to 1346 and encodes 347 amino acids. The transcript has 8 exons. Gene Ontology annotation, molecular function: ubiquitin protein ligase activity; zinc ion binding. The record is from RefSeq and is a predicted model, not a curated record.